This is a messenger RNA of Sphaerulina musiva SO2202, 828 nucleotides long. RefSeq lists its product as uncharacterized. The record is from RefSeq and is a predicted model, not a curated record. Lineage: Eukaryota; Fungi; Ascomycota; Dothideomycetes; Mycosphaerellales; Mycosphaerellaceae. The transcript is spliced from 2 exons. Bases 1 to 828 code for a protein of 275 amino acids.
AUGCGCGCCUCCACUCUCAUUCUCGCGCUUCCUGCGCUCGCUGCAGCCCAACAGCAGAUUCCCAUCCUCGACCAAGUCGCAGACCGCGUCAAGGGCUGGCUGUCAAGAGCUACUGCUAGUGUGAGCGCUGUGGUUGAAAAGGCAUCGACACAAGCUUCUGUCGCCGAUCCUGUCGCGGCCGCUGCUGCAACGGUCGUCGAUCUCAAAGUGGAGCGCCUCACGCUCGAAAAUCACAAGGACCUGAUCCAGCCCGGUGCAUCGACCGCGGCGCCCGGCAUCGAGACCUGGGAGGUGUUCGUGACUGGAGGCAACAAAACGUGCUAUGGCAGGUGCACUCGUGCCGAGACUGCCUUUAAUGAGUCCGUUCUACUGCUCGCAGCGUCGACCAACCCGCCGCCGCCGCGUCUUGCGCUGUUGGAUUGUGAGUCCGAUGGCGUUCUCUGCCACGCAUGGGCUGUAUCGCCGCCGAGCAUCCUUCACCUCCAGCUGCCGCAGCCUUUGGCCGAUCAAUCGACUCCAGCAUCGACUGUGCGAUCCAUCAGGCUAAACAGCACGACUGUGACCGCUCCUCAGAUUGCUGCUCUCCAUCUCGAAGAAAAAUACCUCGAGACUGAGCCAUACGAGGGCUACUUCCACCCCUUUGAUGGACCCCUCGCGGAAUAUGGUCUGCAAAUACCUCUGGGAUAUGCUGUGCACUACUUCUCGAUGAUCCCAUCGUGGGCUUUCAUGAUUGGCAUCAGCUUCUUCAGCCGCAGUAUCAUGGGCCGACGAAUGACACCUGCCGCUCCACAAGCAAAUGCUGGACCUGCAGCUGCAGCUGCGCAAUAG